Molecule: messenger RNA, 1080 nt
Organism: Botrytis porri
Lineage: Eukaryota; Fungi; Ascomycota; Leotiomycetes; Helotiales; Sclerotiniaceae
Exons: 3
Coding region: 1-1080 (359 amino acids)
Biological process (GO): lipid biosynthetic process
Molecular function (GO): iron ion binding; oxidoreductase activity
Source: RefSeq, a predicted model, not a curated record
AUGUCGAAUUUCACAGACACUUCAACCUUUUCCCCAGCGCCAUCUUGUGCGUUACAUCCUCGUUCACCUAUGCUAUCCGGAAUGUCUGAUCAUACUCUGGGUGUAAUUCUACCCACAUUGGUUUACAUCGUUGGGAGCGUAGUCUUUUACAUUGUCAAUGAGCUUGAAUUGUUCAGCAACUAUCGCAUCCACCCACCGAGAGAGGAACUUCAUCGAAACCGCGUGUCAAAGUUGGGCUGCCUUCUUGUUGUUAUUCGUUAUCAUGUUAUACAGAUCGUAAUAGGAAUUCUUCUCACCUAUAACAACGGGCCGGAGCUUGUGGAAAUUGGGGGCUGUGAAACAUAUCAGUGGGUGCGACGGGUUAGAAAGUGUCUCACGGCCAUCCCUUGGGCUUUGACACUGCUCGGUUUAGAUACUCAAGGACUUAUGUCGAAAUUUAGCAAAACACCUUUGCUGUCACAUAUUUCGGCAAACAGUCAUGAGAUAUUAUCAAGCCCAACCUUUACUGCUAUGGAAUGGAACUUGGCGCGUAUCAUAGUUUCUUUCGCAAUUCCAGCGAUACAGUUUUUCGUGUAUCUCGCAGUUGUCGAUACAUGGAUCUAUUUUAUACAUCGUCUCUGUCAUAUCAACAAGACUCUUUAUCGGAUUGUACAUGCUCAGCAUCAUCAACUCUACGUUCCUUAUGCUUAUGGAGCCGUGUAUGCCCAUUGGCUCGAAACUCUUUUCAUGGAUAUAUUGAGCUUUACCUUAGCAAACGCUAUUUCAGGAAUUUCAGUUCGUCAGGGAAUGAUUGUGACAUCGCUAGCGACGUUGAAGACCAUUAGUGAUCACUGCAACUUUGUAUUUCCUUGGGAUCCUUUCGGAUACAUCAAUGGAAACAAUGCAGCAUUUCACGAUUUGCAUCAUCAGAGUUGGGGUCUCAAGUAUAACUAUUCUACAUACACCGUAUUUUGGGAUAAAUUCUUUGGGACCGAGUGGACUGAUACCCCAGGGGCGGACAUGCGCUACGCUCGAACUCGCGACUUAGUUAAAGCUCGCAGGGAAACAGACGAGACCAUUGUGCACCAGAAAGCGGCGUAG